AUGUUUGUUUAUGCAAAGAGUUCAAGUUCCGUCCAACGGCCGACCAUCAUUGUCAUCUCGCCACUGAAAAGUAUCAUGGACGAACAAAUAGCGUCGAAUGAAUUCGGCCUUUCUGCAUGUGAAUUGCGUUUUGACUGCGAGACCCUAACCGCGAUUCGAGACGGAGAUGUUCAGGUGGUGUAUGCUGCCGCCGAGCAAGUACUGAACGAGAAGUUCAGUACACUUUUGAAGCAAGGAGAUACCACUUUUCGUUGUUCGUUGUCCCUUAUUGUUCUGGAUGAAUCGCACACUGUAUACACAUGGUAGGCUGCUGUUUUGUAAAUAUUUUCAGUCAACUUAUAUUUGGUUAGUUGAUUUGAAUCUCAUUUCGGUCGUUUGCAUUUAUGAAAUGACGAAUAGGUAUAAAUUAAGCUUCAAUAGCUUUAUGAAAUUUCAUGAGGAAAAAAAUGCAUCCAGCUUUAGGCCAGUUAUUAUAAACAUGUCAGCCGCGUAGAAAUGUAGAAAGGGAACCAGCAUACCGGUAGUUUCAAUUUUAGUAUCACAAUGUAAUGACAAGUUCUUAUAUCCUUGGUUAAUAUUUACUUCAACUUAACUCAUCUUUAACAGGGGAAUUGAUUCAUAUAACCAGAAGAAAUCGAAACCAUUCAGAGAGCAGUAUGGAAACCUUUCAGUUUUGAGAUCUUUCUGUAGUGGUAAGUUUGUGUUUUGUUGACAAUAAUGAAACUAUCAAAAGCACCAACAAUGAGUGGAAAAUGCUGGGAAAGUACCACAAUAUUAUUGUCCACAAAAGAACAUGGUUUAGGAUCAGGUUGCUAUAGAGUCAAAACGGAAUUGCAAACAAUUUUUGAAACUAAAUGAACACCAUAGUCUAAUGAUUUGAGAAAUCAUUGGGGAUUCAGGUGUAUUGGUUAUGGCAACCUUUAAUAAACUGCACAUUCCCAAUUUUAAAAGGCAUCAAUUUUUUUGCAAAGUGGACAGUGCUACAUCAGUUAAAUUGAGAGUCCAAUGUUAUCCUUACAAAGAAGCCUUGAAGAUGGUCAACUCUACCUUAAAAGACACCUUCAUAAAACGAACACCUUGCUAAAAUGGACACCCAAACACUAUUUCGGUGGAUUCACUAAGACAGACCCCUCUCUAAGAUGGACACAUAGUGCCGGCCACAGAGUUGUUUGUCUUAGAAAGAGAGUACAUGUAAAAUACACUGGAGAAGACUAGAAAAAUAAAGUCGACUAAAAAAACCAAGGAUCAUAUGCUUGCUGUACAGCCUGGAUUUUAAGGUUCUGAGCAACGUUUCUCAGAGCACAGUCUUAAAUCACCUAAGGAUACUACUCAGAUUUUUGCAUACACACACAAGUUUUAACUGUCUUUGGUUUCAGGAGUUCCAGUUUUGGCUCUUACUGGCACUGUGGAUUCAAAGAUGGGCAAGAAAAUAAGAAACUUACUGGCUAUGAAACAAGAUGUGCAUUGCAUAACACUUUCUCCUGAGCGAAGUAACAUCAAAUUUUCUGUCAUUAUGGUCAAGAGGGAACAUUAUCAUUCCAACUUUGAAUGGAUUUCAAACAUGAUCAAAACUCACGGCUUGUCAACACCUAAAACCAUCGUAUUCUGCAAUACAAUGACAAAUGUUGCCUCAAUGGUAGGAAAUCUGUUUGCCAUGCUUGGAAAUGCUGUGUACGUACCUGAAAGGCCCCAAGUGCCUGAGAACAAAUUGGUUGGCAUUUUUCAUUCUCUUACUCUCUCUUAA
Messenger RNA from Porites evermanni, 1744 nucleotides. The record is from the annotation of a GenBank genome assembly. Lineage: Eukaryota; Metazoa; Cnidaria; Anthozoa; Scleractinia; Poritidae.